Messenger RNA from Phalaenopsis equestris, 608 nucleotides. Its product is annotated as OPA3-like protein. The record is from RefSeq and is a predicted model, not a curated record. The coding region runs from base 56 to 574 and encodes 172 amino acids. The transcript is spliced from 4 exons. Gene Ontology annotation, cellular component: mitochondrion. Gene Ontology annotation, biological process: regulation of lipid metabolic process. NCBI's taxonomy places the organism in Eukaryota, Viridiplantae, Streptophyta, Magnoliopsida, Asparagales, Orchidaceae.
ACUAAAUAAACAACCAGCAACUCUUUAAGGCGUUCGAGUGAGGGGGAACAUCAAAAUGAUGCUGCCGUUUAUGAAGUUGGGAACCCUGGCCAUAAGAACCCUAGCAAAACCCAUCGCUUCCAGGCUUAAGCAGCAGGCCGGCGUCCACCCGAGGUUCCGCGAGCUCAUCGUCAAUCUUGCUCAGAUGAACCAUCGUUUCACUACAACAAUACAAAGGAACAUAUAUGCUCAUUCAACUGAUGUAGCAAUACGACCCCUGAAUGAAGAAAAGGCUGUACAAGCUGCUGCAGAUCUCAUCGGAGAGCUUUUUGUUUUCUCGGUUGCUGGGGUUGUUGUAGUCUUUGAGGUGCAAAGGAGUUCUAGGUCAGAGGCAAAGAAAGAAGAACUACGCAGGCAGGAAUUUGAGGCACUAAGGAUAAAGGUGGAGGAUAUGGCCUCAGAGUUGGAACUUCUAAAGCAGAAGCUUAGUGAGAUAGAGAAGCAAUCCAAAUCAUGGGGACUCUCAAGCAUUCUUCACUUGAAGGAACCCCAUUCCCAGGUGACCUCCCAUCCAGCUGCUGCUGCUGCUUCAUGAGAGUGUAGAUUUUUUUUUUAAUUUUUUUUAUUUU